AUGGCCGACACCACCGUCGACCUCGACACGCUCCGCGCCGUCUUUCCGAAGAUCUUCCAGUCGUUUGAGGACACGCCGGCGUGGCUCAUCCUCGGUGAAUAUGUAUCGCCGGCCGAGCGCAACGAGCGCCGCGGCUUCAUCGAGAAGCGAGAGAGCGUCUCGGAGGAGAAGGAGGCGGCAGCGCGGCGGCGCGCCAUGUCGGAGGGGCAGCUCUCCGUCGAGAUCGCCGCGCAGGAGCCGCCCUACCUCUCGGUGACACGCGACCAGCUCGCAGCCUCGGUGGCGGUGGACUCGCACCUGUCGGCACUCAGCGAGAGUGCCGCGCUCGAGCUGCCUCUGCGGCAGCUGCACGACUUCAGCCUGCACGACGCGAGCGGCCAGCUCUGCCGCCUCGAGGUGCUCGACGAGCGCGUCGGCUCCAAGAUCUACGCGACGGGCGCCAACUGGGACUCGCUCGACGAGCAGGAGCGAGAGCAGCUCUGGGCUUGCGCCCCUGGCUCCACCCGCCGCUCCGAGGACCACGAGGAGAGCGACGGCGUGUACGUCAAGGGGCUGGGCGCCUGCUCGUGCUACACCAUCUCGGGCUACUCGCAGCACGACGCACUCGUCUUCCCGCGCCCGUCCGUAUUCCUCGUCACCGAGGCGGGCCAGUACGAGCUCACCACCCCCUCCGCGCAGUACGCCCCCUUCUUCGCGCCCGUGCAGGAGAAGGUCGAGGUGUGCAAGCGGCUGGAGUACCUCGUCCAGCACCACAAGUUCAUCCUCCACCAGCUCGUCUCCUUCGACGCGGGCGCCACCCGCUCCGACGCGGUGGCGCCUCGCCGCCGCGCCGCGCCUGCCGCCGACCUGUCGACGGUGCGGAGCGCGGCGGCAAAGACCCGCUGGGUGGGCGAGGGCACGCGCGAGGAGGGGCGGGUGGUGCACGAGGCGGCGGAGGUGGACGGCAAGCGGAUCAGCGUCGGCGGGUGGGCGUCGUUGCAGCCUUUCGCGGCCGACCACACGUCCAAGGACUUGCAGCUCGUCGAGGUGGAGGCGCUGUGGGCGGUGGGCGGCGCAAAGAUGUGCCGCGUCCGCCGGCUGUGGCGUCCGGCGGAGACCUUUGCCGGCGGGGUGCUCGACGGCGCGCUCAAGGAGGGGGUCCUGAUCCCCGACAGCUGCCCGCAGGAGCUGCCGCUCCACGAGCUCAAGGCGCCCGUGGACGGCGCCGCGUCGGGCCUGCACACGGGAGAGUGGCGGUACUCGCCCAAGUGGGCGUCCUACACCAAGCUUGCCCCGCCGCCCUCGCGCAAGCGCAGCGCGGCGCAGAGCGCGGCGAAGCGCGACCAGCCGGCGUCGGCGUCCGGCGAGGCGCUCAACGUGCUGGAGCUCUACUCGGCGAGCGGCGGCCUCUCCUUCGUGGAGGAGGCCGAGUGCGCCGGCGGUGCGCGCCUCAAGACGCGCUGGUGCUGCGAGUGGUCAAAGGAGGAGGUGGAGACGUACCGCGACAACCACCCCGACUGCAACGUCUUCCACCUCGACGUCGAGGUCUUCCUGCGCGUCUGCUCCAAGUGGGCCGCCAUGGCCGACGGCAGCUUCGCGCCCAAGAAGAAGGGCGGCAAGGCGGCCGCCGCCGCGAAGGGCGCGCAGGAGGUCGUCGACGUGCGCGGGGUGGACCACCGCAUCGAGUACCUCUGCCGCUCCCCGGGCGGCGCCGAGCGGUGGGUGCGCGACGAGGAGGUGGCGGACGCACUCGUCCAGGCGUACGUGCAGGCCAACCGCGGCGCGCUGCCGCUCCCCGAGAACGUGGACGUUGUCAUGGGCGGCCCUCCGUGCCAGGGCGUCUCUGGCUUCAACCUGUACCGCCACGAGGACCCGCUCGGCGACUCGAAGAACCGGCAGACGAUCCACUUCACCGAGAUGUGCCUGCUGCAGCAGCCGCGCUUCGUCAUCAUGGAGAACGUGGUGGGCAUCCUCAUGUUUGCCGACAGCCUCGUCAUCAAGACGUCGAUGCGCUCCUUCAUGCAGGGCGGCUACCAGGUCCGCAUCGGCGUCUGCGUCUCGGGCACCUUUGGGCUGCCGCAGAACCGCGCGCGCACCAUCCUCUUUGCCGCGCGCGGCGAGGAGGCGCUGCCGGAGUACCCGGCGCCGACCCACCAGCUGCCGCCCGUCCCAAUCUCGAUGAUGACGACUUGGAUGAAGAAGCACCUGCUCAACGUGCCCUCUGCGGCGGAGUCGGCCACCCUGGCCAAGCCCCUCACUCUCGCGGACGCCUUCUCGGACCUGCCGUCGCUCAAGAGCCCUCCGGCCCGCGGCUUCGGCUCCAACAAGGACAACCCCAACCGCGCGCCCAAGGAGACCAAGGCGACGCCCUUCCGCGCCGCCACCUACGGCGGCAAGAGCAGCUCCGGCAAGCCGGUGCAGCCGCUUAGCGACUACCAGCGCGCCGCGCGCGAGCGCUGCACGGGCAAGGAGCUGCACGACCACGAGUCGUUCGUGCUCAACGAGGACGACCAGGAGCGCGUCUCCGCCGUCCCAAAAGCGGCGGUCAAGCUGCACGGAUGCUGGCGCACGAGGCCGCGGGGCCCGAGGGCUCGCACGCGCGCCGCGCCCCUCACCGCGGAGGCGCGCGAGCGUAGGCGCGACUUGCCCGACGACGGACUCACCUCUUCGGGCAAGCCGCUCGUGCCCGAGUACGCGCGCUCCUACCGCCGGCCCAACGCCUGCUUCGGGCGGCUCGCGUGGAGCGACAUCGACCGCAUCCUCUCGAUCCGCGAGAACGCGCGCAUCCAAGGCUUCCCCGACUGGUACCGCUUCUCCGGCAGCAUCUACUCGCGCUACCGCCAGGUCGGCAACGCCGUCUCGCCCAAGCUCGCCAAGGCGCUCGGCGGUCAGAUCCUCGCCGCCGUCGAGGCGCGGGCCGGAAGCAAGUGA
Molecule: messenger RNA, 2910 nt
Organism: Emiliania huxleyi CCMP1516
Lineage: Eukaryota; Haptophyta; Isochrysidales; Noelaerhabdaceae
Exons: 12
Coding region: 1-2910 (969 amino acids)
Cellular component (GO): nucleus
Molecular function (GO): methyltransferase activity
Source: RefSeq, a predicted model, not a curated record